AAACUUACAAAGGCAUAUAGAACGAUCCCUUUUCUCAUUCUUUUCUACAAACCACAAAACACUUCAUUUCUUCACUCAUUCAUCUCUCAAAACCCAAAACUUUCCCAAAACAACAAAAAAAAUUCAUUUCAAUGGCUCUCAAUCUAUCUCUAUCUCAUCAAUCAUGGACAUCCGCAACUAAUCCGAUCGCCUCAUCGGAUCACACCCGUUGCUCGGCCCCCGGAAGCCGGUUGCUGAGACGGGUCGAAUUUUUUGGGAGUUAUCAAAAGAGUAAAGGGAUUUUUGUGAAGAGGAAAGAUAGAAUGAGAGGUCAAGUAAGAGCAAGUUUAGAAGCAGUUGGUACCCAAGAAGUGGAAGCCAUUAUUGGGAAGGUUACCCAAGUUAAUCAGGACACUUUCUGGCCUAUUGUUAAUGCUGCUGGUGAUAAAACUGUUGUUCUUGAUAUGUACACUCAAUGGUGUGGUCCGUGUAAAGCAAUGGCUCCAAAGUACGAAAAGUUAGCAGAGGAAUAUCUUGAUUGCAUUUUCCUGAAGCUUGAUUGUAACCAGGAAAACAAGUCCUUGGCUAAGGAAUUGGGCAUUCGAGUAGUUCCUACUUUCAAGAUUCUAAAGGAAGGCAAGAUUGUGGAAGAAGUGACAGGGGCCAAAUAUGAUGCAUUGGUAGCAGCCAUUCAAACUGUUCGAAGUAGCUGAACAAACACUCUAGUGUGCGUGUGUAUAUAUGCUGUAAGAUCGUCCUUGCAACUGACUCAGGAAGUGGGAAAUGAGACAUCAUCGACAAUGGCUAGUACUAAGUUGUAACCACUGUCUGCUGAGAAUCUUGUAUGAACAAGAGCUGUAAUUUGUAUAUUUUUAUGAAGUAAAGGAAAUUUUAGCUCUACUAGAAGCAGUUCCUUGUUA
Messenger RNA from Chenopodium quinoa (quinoa), 899 nucleotides. RefSeq names its product thioredoxin F-type, chloroplastic-like. The record is from RefSeq and is a predicted model, not a curated record. NCBI's taxonomy places the organism in Eukaryota, Viridiplantae, Streptophyta, Magnoliopsida, Caryophyllales, Amaranthaceae. The transcript is spliced from 3 exons. The coding region runs from base 132 to 692 and encodes 186 amino acids.